Messenger RNA from Leptosomus discolor (cuckoo roller), 1098 nucleotides. Lineage: Eukaryota; Metazoa; Chordata; Aves; Leptosomiformes; Leptosomidae. The record is from RefSeq and is a predicted model, not a curated record.
AUGGCUGGGCAGAUGGCCAGGGUGGUCCACAUUACAGAGGACGGGCAAGUCAUAGCUACAAAUCAAAACGGCUCACACAUGAGUAGUAUGGUUCCAGGGCAGAUACUCACGGAGCAGCUAGCGGACGGUGCGACACAGGUGGUGGUGGUGGAAGGAACGGGAACCGACAUGGAGGAGGCCGUUGGAAUAGACGCGGUUCCUGACUCCAGCGGCGCUGUGCUGCAGCAGAUCAUGCGACAGGACGUUUUGGACCCUUCUGAGGCUGCGGUCCAUCCUCCAGACUCCUCCUCGGCAUUAGAUGCCCUGCUUUGUGCUGUAACGGAGCUGGGCGGCGUGGAAAACAAAUCUGGACUCCUCGAGAGGUGCAGGUCUGGUCACAAGGAUUUCUUGCAAAUGCCAAACCCGGAGACGCCCAGCGUUCCCAGUGACGCAGAGGGGCAAGAAAUACAAAUGUUCCACGAAGUUCAAGAGGCUCAGGAAGGUACCAAACCUGUGGAAGUCGUGACACGGGUUGUGCACCCAUCGGCUAUAAUCGCAUCUCAGGAGAGAGCUCAGGCUGCCUUCAAGAAAGUGGUCCAAGGAGUGCUGCAGUUUGCCGUGUGCGAUACGGCCGCAGCCGACCAGCUGAUGAAAGAAGGUGUCACUCAGGUCAUUGUAAACGAGGAAGGGACUGUGCACAUGGUGGCUGGCGAAGGCUCUCAGAUAAUCAUGCAGGAAGCUGGUAGCCACGCGCUCAGCGUCCAGGGCGAGCACAUGGACUUAGUGGAGUCGGAUGGGGAGAUAUCACAGAUUAUUGUCACAGAAGAAUUAGCUCAAGCCAUGGUUCAGGGCUCUGAUGGCGACUUCCCCGAGGGUGCCACCCACUACAUCGUCACAGAACUGCCGCCAGACAUGCAGGAUGAGCCUGGUGUGUACUCGCACGCUGUGAUAGAGGCAGCUGGGCCUCGAGAGAUUUUGCAGGCUGGGACGACUAUAAAAACAGAGGCCGUAUCCCCUGACAGAGCGGGGGAGCAGUUAACAAGCAUGGUCAUUUAUACAGAGGGCGGCUCACAAGUAAUUCAAGGCCAAGGAGGUUAUAAUGAAGCCCAAGAAGCAUGA